AGCACGGAGCAAAGGCGGAGACUAAGAGCUGGAGCUGUAGGGUAGUGAACGCGAGCCCUGCAGCCUAGCGCCCAGGACUGUUCCGCGUGAGAACUGGCGGUGGACGAGGCCGCAGGAGCGCGGCGCUUCCGCCAUGUUUUGUGAAAAAGCUAUGGAGCUGGUCCGCGAGCUGCACCGCGCCCCCGAAGGGCAGCUGCCCGCUUUCAACGAGGAUGGAAUCAGACAAGUUCUGGAGGAAAUGAAAGCUUUAUAUGAACAAAACCAGUCUGAUGUGAAUGAAGCCAGGUCAGACGGACGAAGUGAUCUGAUACCAACCAUCAAAUUUCGGCACUGCUCUCUGUUGAGAAACCGACGCUGCACUGUAGCAUACCUGUAUGACCGGCUGCUUCGAAUCCGAGCCCUCAGGUGGGAAUAUGGCAGCGUCCUGCCGAGUGCUUUACGGUUCCACAUGUCUGCUGAGGAAAUGGAGUGGUUCAAUCAGUACAAAAAGUCCCUUGCCACUUACAUGAGGUCCCUGGGAGGAGCUGAAGGUCUGGACAUCACGCAAGACAUGAAGCCACCAAAAAGCCUAUACAUUGAAGUGCGGUGUCUGAAAGACUACGGAGAAUUUGAAGUUGAUGAUGGCACUUCAGUCCUGCUAAAAAAAAAUAGCCAGCACUUUUUGCCUCGAUGGAAGUGUGAGCAGCUGAUCAGACAAGGAGUCCUGGAGCACGUCCUGUCGUGACCACAUAUGGGCCUGCACGGUGCUGCCCCCUCCCCGCUGUGGCGCUGAACCUGGAUCAUGGAAACGUCUACACCUUGGGCUCCCUGCCCUGCCCACAGCAACAGAAAGCUGACUACCCUGAGUUAAACCUCAGCCCCAGUCUUUAUUUGAAAUGAAUGUAUACUAGCAAAAGAUUUGAAAGUGUGGAGUCUGUAUCA
Messenger RNA from Chinchilla lanigera (long-tailed chinchilla), 921 nucleotides. RefSeq names its product GINS complex subunit 1 (Psf1 homolog) (gene Gins1). Gene Ontology annotation, cellular component: GINS complex. The coding region runs from base 134 to 724 and encodes 196 amino acids. The record is from RefSeq and is a predicted model, not a curated record. NCBI's taxonomy places the organism in Eukaryota, Metazoa, Chordata, Mammalia, Rodentia, Chinchillidae. Gene Ontology annotation, biological process: DNA replication; DNA strand elongation involved in mitotic DNA replication. The transcript has 7 exons.